Pyricularia pennisetigena is the source of this 372-nucleotide messenger RNA. RefSeq lists its product as uncharacterized. NCBI's taxonomy places the organism in Eukaryota, Fungi, Ascomycota, Sordariomycetes, Magnaporthales, Pyriculariaceae. The record is from RefSeq and is a predicted model, not a curated record. Bases 1 to 372 code for a protein of 123 amino acids. The transcript has 2 exons.
AUGCGGCGGCUCCGGGGCCUCCCCCGCCGGCUGGUCACCAGCUGUGCCCUCAGCUCGAGGACGGCACGUCGCGCAGGGGCCGAGCCAGUCCCAAUCUCCAGCGGUGCCGCGCCACGAUCUCCUCGUCACCGACGCCUCCUCCGCCGCCAGGUAGUGGUGGUCGCUGUGGGCCGGGUUCAGCGGGAAGCGCCAGGUGCGGACGGCCCACUCCACGAUCGCCGCGAGCUGGUCGCGCUUGUCCUGCGUCGUGUCAAAGUCCAUGGUGAAGGUCUUGAUGCACGGCAUGUUGACGAACUCGCGCCCCCACAUCCCGGCCGUGUAGCGGACCUGCGGAGGCAUCCAGCUCGGACGACCGGCGGCGCUGUGGUCUAG